This is a messenger RNA of Pseudomyrmex gracilis, 585 nucleotides long. RefSeq lists its product as uncharacterized. The record is from RefSeq and is a predicted model, not a curated record. NCBI's taxonomy places the organism in Eukaryota, Metazoa, Arthropoda, Insecta, Hymenoptera, Formicidae. The transcript has 3 exons. The coding region runs from base 1 to 531 and encodes 176 amino acids.
AUGGUUGGUGAUAAAGAAAUUGAAGAAGAUCACUUCUAUACAGUAUUUCGUACUACACCUAUAAUAUCUACUCAUUUAAUAGCAACAGCAGUCGUACCAACAGAGUAUAUCGAUUAUCAAUAUACUUCUCUUCAUACACGUCUUACUAUUCACUACAGAGUGCAAGUAAACAACGAAAGUUUAUACGCAGUAUCUCUUAUAAAAGAUUUUUUGUCAUUUAUGAAAAAACACAAGAUAAAAAAUACCACAUUAGCUUCAUACGUGCAGUAUGUAGUACUUCCAAUAAACUCCACCAAUUACAAAACCAUAGUAACUACUGGACUUGUACUCUUCAGAGACGCUAAUAUUGCAUACAAUAGAGAAGUAGAUUCAAUUAUAAAACAAGCAACAGUUACAUGCUUGAUUGUACGCGGUGUGCUACAAGAAAUGUUCAGCGAAUGGUUAGUUACAUUGAAACAAUCUGAUUCUUGGUUCCUUGAAGAGUUUUUGACAUUUUACGGAGUUUAUUUAGUCGAUCAAAUUCUUCUAUAAGAAAAAUGUGUUAUACAACUCUAUUUUUGAAGAAGCCAUAAAAUUAUAUUCUAC